This is a messenger RNA of Poecile atricapillus (Black-capped chickadee), 2502 nucleotides long. RefSeq names its product forkhead box M1 (gene FOXM1). The transcript is spliced from 8 exons. Bases 43 to 2439 code for a protein of 798 amino acids. Gene Ontology annotation, biological process: regulation of DNA-templated transcription; G2/M transition of mitotic cell cycle. The record is from RefSeq and is a predicted model, not a curated record. Lineage: Eukaryota; Metazoa; Chordata; Aves; Passeriformes; Paridae. Gene Ontology annotation, molecular function: DNA-binding transcription factor activity; sequence-specific DNA binding.
GUUCCUCUCCCUUUCAAUGGAGAGUGACAUUAUAGAUCAAUAAUGAGGACCAGCCCUCGCAGGCCCUUAAUUCUCAAAAGACGGAAACUGACCCUCCCACAGAACGAUGAAUCCAGUACUUCAGCAAGAGAUGAGAAUAGAGGUCAGGAUGAAAAGGCUCCUAAGCAGGAGCAGAGGCAGGAAGACCAACACAACAGACAACCCAGAGACAAAAGGGACUGUGGCCUGCAGAAAUUCCCAGCGGGAAUAAAGAUAAUUGACCAUCCUACAAUGCCCAACACACAGGUGGUGGCCAUCCCUACAAAUGCUGAUAUCCAGAGCAUCAUAGAGGCAUUGACAGCAAAAGGAAAAGAGUGUGGCAAAAAUGGACCCAACAAGUUCAUUCUCAUUAGCAGUGGGGGCACAUCCCGUUCAGCAGGUCCAGCACCAUCGCAGCAUCUCCCAUCAGAGAAGAAAGCCAGUGCAGCCAUCAAGGCUGCAGAUAGUCAAGAAAGAGAGAAGAAUGUUGCACAGGCACCUGGUCUUGCAGGCACUACAACACUCUGGCAUUCAGGAGUUGAUCCUGUGGUUCGACAGGAACAGGAGACCAACAGCAGUGGUGAGACAAUAAGCUCUGUGUUGGACAACAGCCUCACCAACAUCCAGUGGCUGGGGAAGAUGAGAUCCGAUGGGCUAAAUCCCUCUUCUGUGAAGGAAGACACAGAGAAAGAGAAUCAGAUGCCUCUGCAGGAAAGAGUCAAGACUGAAGAGGAAGCUGCUGCUGCUGCUAUUCCUACUGCUGCUGUGUCCUCCGCGUGGCAGGAUUCAGUGUCAGAACGACCUCCUUACUCCUAUAUGGCCAUGAUCCAGUUUGCCAUCAACAGCACAGAGAAGAAGCGCAUGACCCUGAAGGACAUCUAUACCUGGAUUGAGGAUCAUUUCCCUUAUUUUAAACAUGUAGCUAAGCCAGGUUGGAAGAACUCCAUUCGGCACAACCUGUCCCUUCAUGAUAUGUUUGUCCGUGAGACAUCUGCCAAUGGUAAAAUCUCCUUCUGGACUAUUCACCCCGGUGCAAACCGUUGCCUAACAUUGGACCAGGUAUUUAAGCCGCUGGACUUGGGGUCACCAACAUCGCCUGAGUAUUCUGAAUCACAACAAAAGAGUCGUCUUCCAGACCCUCUGAAGAACAUGGGAAGCAAAACUGAACCCCAGAAUUCACGCCGAAAGAUGAAGCCUUUGCUUCCUCGUGUCAACUCCUACCUGGUUCCAAUCCAGUUUCCUUUGAGUCAGCCUCUUGUCUUGCAACCUUCCAUGAAGGUUCCUCUGUCUGUGGCGCAGGGAGCAUCCCUUAACAGCUCAGAGACUUUGCAGAGCAAUAAGCGUGUGUGCAUUGCUCCAAAGGUGUCACUGUCUGCAGAAGAGUCACCCUCUUUACCCACGGCUGCUGUCAAAGAGGAGGGUCAAUGUGAUGAAGGUUUAUUUUCCCCAACCCAUUCUGUACAGGAGAACAGCUCCCAGCCUGGUGAGAAAUUGUCUUCUUUCCCUGAGGCUGCCUGUAAAAAGGAGGAAGAAGGCUCUCAGCUGGAUCCCUGGCUAUCCCCAUUUGCCUCAACCGUAACGGUCAAGGAAGAGCCAAGCUUGUUCCUCCCAGACUCAUCCACAAAGGAGAGGAAACAGUUCACCACACUGAAGUCCCCAUCUAAGGCAGUUUCUGACUCUUUAGUUAUAAAGAGGAGGGAAAGGCGGGAAGUGGGCAGAUCCAGAAGGAAACAACGCCUAGCACUGCCUUGUUCAGAAGAGCCUGUCCUUGUUUUGCCAGAAAGCAGCAGCUUUGACCCUUUCCAGUUAGGGGCAGACCAUCCCUUCCCCCAGGAAAACCAUCCCCUUGAGAACAUUUCACAGCUCAGCUGCUCACAGGGAGAAGAAGGGGCCUUUAAAACACCAGUCAAGGACGUCUUCAGCAAAUUGCCCAUUUCUUCCACUCCCAGCAAAGCCUCAGCCACUACUACCCCUUCACUAGAGGUCCUUGACCAGUGGAAGUCUGCUUCCUUAGCCAAGGGAAGUCAUGAGCUGGACUUCAGUCCAGUGAAAACUCUUCAGUUGCCAUUCACACCUCUCCAGGACAACCAGGACUUGUUGGGUUUUAACAGCACACCCCUUAAAAAUCCUCUCUUUGAUUCUUCUCAAGAACUGCUCAAUACAGAAUCCGGUGACAUGGUCCAUAUGCCCCUCACGAGCUCUCCAGCUUUAAUUCAUGACACUUCCAAGCAAUCCUCUGCUGAGCUGACAACCUCUGGCUUUACUGAAAACCGGUCACUCAUGGAGGGGCUUAUCCUGGACACCGUGAAUGACUGUAUGAGUCUCAGCAAAAUCCUUCUAGAUAUAAGCUUUCCUGGUCUUGAGGAUGAAAAUUUAGGAACAGACAUUAGUUGGUCUCAGCUCAUACCUGAACUGAAGUGAACUGACCUGAGGACUGAAUUUGACUUAUUCUGAUGUUACAGAAAGCACUCCACGCUCCUGAGA